AUCUCUAACCAAACCCGGCUUCCAGCAAACUGCAGCAAAGUAUGAAUGACAACGGAAUCGAAGAACAGCUUAAGGAGAGCCGUUGCCACAUGCCGCUGGCGGUCGCACCACGGCAACGCUAUUUAAUGCGUGGCAACAGAUUUCUUAUCUCCCAGCGACAGCGAGGGUGGUAUAAGUUUUGUUUGUUUCCUUUGCACCAGUACUAAAUUCUAAUCCUGUAGAGAGGACCGGAGAAGAGCCGGAUCCGUGAGGAGAGGGGGUAAGGGGUUGGGGUUCGGGUAAAGGGAGAGGAGGAGGAGAUGGCCGGAGGAGGGGGAGCGCCGGCGGGGGUGAAGAAGGAGAGGGCGGAGCAGUACAAGGGGAGGGUCACGCCCUUCGUCGUCUUCGCCUGCCUCGUCGCCGCGAUCGGUGGCUCCAUCUUCGGCUAUGACGUCGGCAUCUCAGGUGGAGUGACAUCCAUGGACCCAUUUCUCAAGCAGUUCUUCCCAGUAGUCUACAGGAAGAAGAACCUGGAAUCCGAGAACAAUUACUGCAAGUAUAAUAACCAGAAGCUCGCUGCCUUCACGUCUUCUCUCUACCUUGCCGGCCUCGCCGCAUCCUUUGUAGCCUCUCCAGUGACCAGAAAGUAUGGGCGCAGAGCGAGCAUUCUUUGUGGCGGCAUUAGUUUCCUCGUCGGGGCUUCCCUUAAUGCAGGUGCUGUCAACAUGGCAAUGCUGCUUCUGGGCCGCAUCAUGCUUGGCGUCGGAAUUGGCUUCGUAGAUCAGGCUGUUCCUCUGUACCUCUCCGAAAUGGCACCAGCCCACCUUCGUGGCGGCCUCAACAUGUUGUUCCAACUGGCGACCACCCUUGGCAUCUUCUCAGCCAACAUGGUCAACUACGGAACCGAGAAGAUCAGGCCAUGGGGAUGGAGGCUCUCCCUUGGCCUCGUUGCUGCCCCUGCACUUGCAAUGACGAUAGGAGGCUGCUUCCUCCCUGAAACUCCAAACAGCCUCAUCGAACAAGGGCACGUCCACGAAGGGCGGCGUGUCUUAGAGAAGAUCAGAGGCACCGAACAAGUGGAUGCGGAGUUCGAGGACAUCGUCGAGGCCAGCGAGCUAGCAAAUUCCAUCGAACAUCCCUUCAGGAACAUCCUGAAGCGAAGAAACCGGCCGCAGUUGGUCAUGGCCAUCUUCAUGCCAGCUUUCCAAAUACUCACAGGCAUCAACUCCAUACUCUUCUAUGCACCGGUGCUGUUCCGGAGCAUGGGCUUCGGAGGAAAUGCUUCGCUCUACUCGUCGGUCAUGACCGGUGCAGUGCUCGCAGCCUCGACACUGGUCUCCAUUGCAACGGUGGACAGGUGGGGGAGGAGAGCUCUGCUAAUUGGUGGGGGAAUUCAGAUGGUCUUAUGCCAGGUCAUCGUGGCGAUCAUACUAGGCCUCAAGUUUGGCGAUGAGAAGCAGCUUCCCAAGGACUUCUCGAUCGUUGUGGUGGUGCUCUUCUGCCUCUUUGUGGCCGCGUUCGGGUGGUCUUGGGGACCCCUGGGGUGGACCGUGCCCAGCGAAAUAUUCCCACUGGAAACGCGUUCGGCGGGGCAGAGCAUCACGGUGGCCGUCAACCUUUUCUUCACGUUUGCCAUCGCCCAGUCCUUUCUCACCCUCCUGUGCUCCUUCAAGUUUGGGAUCUUCCUGUUCUUCGCCGGGUGGAUCACCAUCAUGACCGUCUUUGUCUACUUCUUCGUUCCGGAGACCAAAGGGGUGCCCAUCGAGGAGAUGAUACUGCUCUGGAGGAAGCACUGGUUCUGGAAGAGGAUGGUGCCGCCGAUUGAGGGUGGGGAGUUUGCAGCAGAACUAUCCGAUAUCAGGGAGUUCAUGUGAAGAGUGGUGUUGUUUCCUGGUUUUGGAUCUGUAAACUAUACGUACAGUUGCGUUUCUCAUCAGAUGCUGAAAUGUUUUGCGAAGAGUUGCAUUCCUUGGAAGUGAUCAUGCUUGUUUUCAUCCAUCCAUACCAUGGAGUUCCCUGAGGGAAAAUUAGGGAAGCAAGUAUCAACUGAAAGAGUUUUUCCUCACGCUUUCUGUGUGGAUAGCAGCAUAAUUGUAAUGUACUGGACUCAAAAGUAAUAUUUCUGUACAUCGAUAUCAAGUUCUUCAUCA
Molecule: messenger RNA, 2129 nt
Organism: Phoenix dactylifera (date palm)
Lineage: Eukaryota; Viridiplantae; Streptophyta; Magnoliopsida; Arecales; Arecaceae
Gene: STP7
Product: sugar transporter protein 7
Biological process (GO): monosaccharide transmembrane transport
Cellular component (GO): membrane
Molecular function (GO): monosaccharide transmembrane transporter activity
Source: RefSeq, a predicted model, not a curated record